Messenger RNA from Pseudomyrmex gracilis, 1562 nucleotides. RefSeq lists its product as uncharacterized. Bases 1 to 1347 code for a protein of 448 amino acids. The record is from RefSeq and is a predicted model, not a curated record. Gene Ontology annotation, cellular component: nucleus. The transcript has a single exon. NCBI's taxonomy places the organism in Eukaryota, Metazoa, Arthropoda, Insecta, Hymenoptera, Formicidae. Gene Ontology annotation, biological process: regulation of DNA-templated transcription.
AUGACAAUGGAAGAUCGCACGGGUGGCAUCGACCGCGCCGCCCCCGCGACCUCAACACCGACCACGACAGCGCUGACGUCAGCAUGUCCAACGUCCAUCAGCGACGUCACACCCGACGCUUCGUAUCCCCUUCAGCGAACCAGCAAGCGCUCUUUUGAUGUCGCCUUCCUGGUAGCACCUGAUGAGAACCUAGUACGUCGUCAAAGUGAGAAACUGCGACUGGUAACCAGCCGGAAGGAUCGUCCGCGAGACGACAUCUCCGUGGACGUUCUGGACACUGACAGACUGCCGCAGAACCUCACAAUCAAGCACUACGACAACGAUUCCGGCGGUUCGGACAGGAGGAGAUUAUUGCACUACACCGAAAAUUCUCUGAGUCCACCUUACGUAUCCCCGAGGACUCUGACGCCAACUUUGCCGGGACUAUCUCCGGAUUCCGACGGAAGAAGAUACGCGCCGGCUGGUGGUAGGCUUCCGAAGACACCGAGUCCGCCUACCUUCGUUAGUCAUCAACCUAUGCUCUCCGCCUGUCCGGAGUCGCCGGAUUCUUCGGUCUUGGGUUGCGCGAAAGUCUACGACACCGGUAUAUCCUGCGGGACUGAUCGUCACGGUGAGUCCCGCAGUGCCUUCACCAAAGUCAACUUGGUGAGUCAGCGAAACGGCUUCAAUGACGACGGCCAAACGUCACCUAGAUCAUCCAUAUCGCCGGACGACCGCGCGAGUUAUCAGAGUAGCGUCAGUCCACCUGUGGUGUCGUUGCCCGGCGCAACAAGCUACAAGUACGCGCCGUUUCCUACCAAGAUGGCGUAUCCCUUCUUAACAGUCGGGACGGAAACCGCUCAGACGGGGUUGCUGGAAAAUCUGAAGAUCCCACAGAUUGCUCAGCCGCCCAAAGUGCCCAGUCCGAAGGUACCAGCUUUUCGACCGGAUCUGCCGCCGGUCUAUCCUAAUCUUCCUUACAAUCCUAUUUCUGUGUUUCCGCCAAUGGCCGAUGCACUUGCCAGACCGAGAUUUCUGGCCACAGCCGCCGGGGUAGCUGGUCUUCUACCGCCGUCGCUGGCUGCUCUGACUCUGCCGGCGCAGAACGUCUGCGCCAAGUGUAACCUGUCGUUUCGUAUGACUUCCGACCUGGUCUACCACAUGCGCUCUCAUCAUAAGAACGAGAACGCCGGCGAGGCGGCUAGGAGGAGAAGAGAAGAAAAGCUCAGAUGUCCCGUUUGCGACGAGAGCUUCCGCGAAAGGCAUCACCUCACCAGGCACAUGACUGCGCAUCAAGACAAGGAGAGCGACGGCAUCGUCGAUCAGGUCGAGGUAAAGAGAAGAGCUACUCCCGUUCACAGUAAGUGACGCCGAAAAUUGCCGACCGAGAAUAAUAUUCUGACGGCUGGCUAUUCCUUUGAGAAUUGAAUUGCUGGAACAGCGCGUCUUUUUUUUUUUUUAGAUAAUGAUGAUGAAAAGUCAUUGUCCGUUUAUCAUUACGCGUUUGAUUAGAUUAAGAAAACAAUUAAAGCUUUUUACAAAAUAAAAAGAUUUGAAAAGUACGUAUCACAAAAUUAUGCAAG